Molecule: messenger RNA, 1087 nt
Organism: Numida meleagris (helmeted guineafowl)
Lineage: Eukaryota; Metazoa; Chordata; Aves; Galliformes; Numididae
Gene: REC114
Product: REC114 meiotic recombination protein
Exons: 6
Coding region: 16-1005 (329 amino acids)
Source: RefSeq, a predicted model, not a curated record
CGCUGAUUGGUGAAGAUGUCCCGUCGCGCGCUCUUUCUUCUCUCCUAUUGGCUCCUGCUUCCCGCGCGGCCCCUGACUCAUUGCCCGCCACCUCCUGUUCUGGUGGGUCGUUCGUGUUCUCUCACACAGCAUGGCAGCACGCAGGGGUUGCUCGCGCCGCCGCUCCGAGGCGGACCAGGCCUCCUCCGGAACGACGGAGCAGCCGAGCGGCGCCGGCAGCACCUCCCUCCUCGCCAGCGCCACGACGUGGCCCCUGAAGCGCUACGCCCGCUUCCUGCCCCCGACGGACAGCGACGACGGGGAGCGAAGCGGCAACUCCUGGAAGGUGACGGUGUGGGGGAGGCCGCCCCGCAGGCGGGCUGUGGUCUGUGCUCCGUUCCGCUGUGUGGGGCCGGCCUGUGGGUUUUUGAAUCAAACGAGGAGUCUGGUCAUCUUGUCCUUACCAUCGUUGUUUCUGGCCAUUUCUUUAUUUCCCAAGGAAGAACGGUGCUGGAGGGCUUUUCAUUGAUUGAUUCCCAGAAGUGGUUAAGAAUCGUAAGACGAGCAGACUGCCUGCUGCUUCAUGCUCAGUCAAAGCAGAAUGAAUGCCGCAUGUUUCGAGUUCAGUUUGGUGGAGAUUCAAAAGAGCAGACGCAGGAACACUGCUGCAGCUGCGUCCAGAAACUCACUGAGUAUGUGCCGGUUCAAGUCGCUGAUGAACAAAGCCAGAACCUCUGUUACAGUCUCAGCCAAGUGGAGGAUGCUGAACGAAAUAACACAUCAGGACUAUGUGUGCCAGAUGAGCCUCUGCCAGAUUCCUGCAUGAACUUUGGAGAAAGAAGAUCUACAAAGCAGCUAGCACAGUCUGUGCUGAAACAGAAGUUGGAGCUGCCCCUGGUGUACCAGCAUUCGGUGUGGAGCGCGCAGGAGCUGGGACCCUUCAUCCGCUUAUGCCUGAUGGACCAGCACUUCCCAGCCUUCGUGGAGGAUGUGGAGAAGGAACUGAAAAAGCUCACGGAAGGCUGAGCCGCAUGAAACUCGUGGCCGCUGCAACGCCCGCUCCAGGGCACACAAGCGUCAAUGCCAUUAAAUAUGUGGAAGUCUCGCA